Messenger RNA from Jatropha curcas, 963 nucleotides. Lineage: Eukaryota; Viridiplantae; Streptophyta; Magnoliopsida; Malpighiales; Euphorbiaceae. The record is from RefSeq and is a predicted model, not a curated record.
AUGUCAGAAUUUAUCAAUGAAGUUGCAACAAUUGGAAGAAUUUACCAUGUUAAUGUGGUCAGACUUAUUGGGUUUUGUGCAGAAGGAUCUAAGCGAGCUCUUAUUUAUGAAUUCAUGCCUAAUGGAUCUCUUGAAAAGUACAUAUUUUCUCAUGAAGCUAACACCACAAUAAGCAUUGAGAAAAUGUAUGAGAUUUCUCUUGGAAUAGCUCGUGGAAUUGAAUAUUUACAUCGAGGUUGUAACAUGCAAAUUUUGCAUUUUGAUAUAAAACCUCACAACAUUCUUCUCGAUGAAAAUUUCAUUCCAAAAGUUUCAGAUUUCGGACUUGCAAAGCUAUAUCCGACCGACAAUAGUAUUGUGUCUCUCACUGCAGCAAGAGGAACAUUAGGUUACAUGGCUCCAGAGUUAGUAUUCAAAAGUAUCGGAAAUGUCUCGUACAAAGCUGAUGUUUAUAGUUUUGGAAAAUUGUUGAUGGAAAUGGCUGUAAGAAGAAAGAAUACAAAUGUAUCUGAAGAGCAUAUGAGCCGAAUAUACUAUCCUUCAUGGGUUUAUGAGCAAAUUAAUGAAGGAAGAGAUAUUGAAUUAGGAGAUGUAACAGAGGAAGAAAGGAAAAUAACAAAAAAGAUGAUAUUUGUAGCACUAUGGUGUGUACAAUUGAAGCCUAAUGAUCGUCCUUCAAUGCAUAAAGUGGUAGAAAUGCUUGAAAGUGAAAUUGAAAGCAUAGAAAUGCCUCCAAAGCCUUCUUUCUCACCACAUGAGAUGCCAAAAGAAGAUUUUGAGAUCAAGGCAAGUGGUGGAUUAACAAAUAUACCAAAGAGUUAUUUAGAUUCAAUCUCUUGGAUGGUAAAUGGACGCUAAACUACAUAAUAUGUAUUAUCUAAAAAUGUUAGCAACACUACAAAACGAUUAUAUAUAUAUAUUUGAGGUAAGAAUGCCAAUAUAAUUCCUUUUGUAUUUUUUUUC